Messenger RNA from Ixodes scapularis (black-legged tick), 776 nucleotides. RefSeq lists its product as uncharacterized. The transcript has a single exon. Lineage: Eukaryota; Metazoa; Arthropoda; Arachnida; Ixodida; Ixodidae. The record is from RefSeq and is a predicted model, not a curated record. The coding region runs from base 16 to 732 and encodes 238 amino acids.
GCCAAGCAGUCAUGCAUGUCUGGCUUCUAUGAAUGUCUUCGCUUGGGUAAGGGCGGAAGGUCAGGCAUGUUUGCCAUGCUCAACAACGUGCCGCCGCCAGUAGAAAUUCUUCAGUCCGACUUUCCCUGGUACCAGAGGUUCUGCGGUUGCAGUAGACAGCUGGAGAGCGGUGGUCUCCUCAACGAAGCGCUGACCAAAACCAGCAUCAGCACCCUGGACAGAAUCAAAACCAUCAAGUACAUUGAGCGUUACCCGUCUGUCGUCGGGGAUGCCAAAAACCUCGUGACCUGUUUGGAGAACUUGCAGUGUCUGGUCAAAGACGAGGGCCCCGAUAUAGUGGUAGCGUCCACGGAAGCCUUGACAUCGGUACUGCGGAAGCACGGCAGCAAGCUGAGCGACGUCAUGGUCGAGAAAGUCCUAAAAACGUCUUUCGAGCUGCUGCUCUCUGCCCGGGUCAAGAUAAGAAACCGGUUUGUGGAUGUGCUUGUUCUCCUGCUUAAGUUGCACCCUGGAAACGCUUCGAGUAAUCUUCUCUACCUGGCACAAAGCUGCGAUCAGCUGCAGACCGUGUGUGCCAUUGAGGCCUUCUGCAGAAUCAUUCAGACUCGUUAUCUGAAAUUUCUGCCCCUGAAGUGCAUUUUUCAUUACUUUUCGAUAAACGUAGACAAUGACGAUGCCAAUGUUCGUUCCUACGCCAGCAAGGGGGUGGCACUGAUGGAUUUUUACUUUUGAUUGGACAAGACGAACGCACUCCUGUAACGUCUGUAGCAAUGAAA